AUGAACAACCCCAUGCUCGCCGAGUGGAUCUACGUAACUUUCAAGGCCCGGGUCAGCCGUGCCACACUCGCCCGACUGCGCAACCUGCCUUCUUCCUACUUCAGCCACGUCGACCGGAGUGCGACCAAGCGGCGCCGAGUGAAAUCCCCUCAGUUCGAGCGGGAACUGAGGGAAUUUUUCUUUCAGAACGAAGCUAAAACGGCGAUGGCGGACGACGUGCUCCUGCUGAAGGCGCAUGAGCUGGCUGAGCGCUUAGGCAUCGAUGCCACGCAGCUCCGGCUAAGCAACGGCUGGCUUCAAAGCUUUAAGAAGCGCAAUGGGAUCCGCUCCCAUACGCUACACGGCGAAGGUGGCGCUGUAGAAGCUGAUGAAGUGCGAGAUGCGAGGCUAGAGCUACAAGAGUUGGUGGCGCAGUUUACACCCGAGAAUGUGUUCAACUUCGACGAAACGGCGCUUUUCUAUCGCUUAGCGCCUAAUCGAACGCUAGCUACGACUAUUCGCAAGGGCAAGAAAAAGGAGAAGCAACGUUUGACUUUGGUCUUCUGCUGCAACGCGACUGGCUCCGACAAGCUCGACCCAAUAGUCAUCGGUACGGCCAAGAACCCGAGGUGCUUUAGAAAGGGAGCGGCGAUUAAAGGUAAACCUAUAUUGUACAAGUCCUCCAAGAACGCCUGGAUGACAUCCGUCAUUUUUGACGAAUGGCUGCACCUCUUCAACAUGAGAAUGGCGGCCGCCAAUCGCAAGGUCCUACUUCUAGUCGACAAUGCUUCAUGCCACAAGAUUCUACGAAACCUGACUCAUGUGACUGUUCACUUCCUCCCUCCUAACAUGACAUCCGCCGUACAGCCGCUGGAUGCAGCUAACAUUACACGCAAGCUCAACGUACUGGAAGCUGUCCAAUUCUCCAUUGAUGCUUGGGCGGGUGUGACGCCAACGACAAUUACAAAUUGCUGGGUCAAGACUCGCAUUUUGGGAGAAAAGAUGCUAGGAAGGACCCGUGCUGACACGGAUUACAUUGAGGAGGUAUCCAGCAACGAGAUGGAGGAGUUAACGGCGAUGCUAUCGAGGUGGGAGGGCGCUGUUAGCGCUAGUGAGUAUCUGGCAGUGGACGAAGACGUUCCUGUGCACGAGCCAGAUGUGCUAGUGGACGAAGCGGCAGGAAGUGAUGCAGUUUCGCAGGACGAGCAGGAGGAAGAGGAGGAACAGGAACCCGCAGUUCAACCUGCCAUUGCUCUGAGACACUGCAUGGAGCUGGCUGCAUUUCUGCUGCAAUGCGGAGAGCAGACUGACAGAGAACGAAGAACUUUACAAACCGUGACCGCUUUGGUUCGAGAGACUACGCGCGUAUCCGACGCCAUCAUGGCUCCAAGUGUUCACAUCCCGUCCAAGGGCAUCAAGCACCCGCUUGACCCGGUCACAGCUGACGAGGUCCGCAUCGCCAAGCAAGUGCUCGCGGACGCCGGGUACUCGAGCCCGGAGCUGCGCUACGCGUACGUGAUGCUGUUCGAGCCGGACCACCCGACGCUGGCCAAGUUCGAAGCCGGCGAGUUGGCGGAGAUCCCGCGCGAGAUCGGCGCGCUCGUGCUGGACCAGGCCACCAACGUCACGCGCGACUUCGUGGUGGACGUCGUGGCGCGCCGCAUCGUCAAGGACGUGGAGCUGGACCCCAAGACCGACGGACAGAUCCCCAUCCUGGACCAGGACUACUGGGACGGCGACUCCAUCUGCAAGGCCGACCCGGCCUACGUGGCAGCGCUGGCCAAGCGCGGCAUCACGGACCUGGACAUGGUGCGCGGCGAGCAGUUCUCGGCCGGCGUCUUCGGCUACGAGGGCGAGGAGGGCAACCGCAUGAUCCGCGUGCUGAGCUUCCUCAAGGUCGAGAACACGCACGCUAUGUACGGCCACCCCAUCGACGGCCUCGUGGCGCACGUCGACCUGACGAACCGCAAGGUGCUCAAGCUCGUCGACACGGGCUACACGCACAUCCCGAUGGAGUCGGGCGACUACCUGGACCCGAAGGGCGCCAGCUUCACGGUCAAGGACAACAUCGUGUCGUGGCAGAACUGGGAGAUCCGCGUCGGCUUCAACGGCCGCGAGGGCCUCACGCUGCACGACAUCUCGUUCAGCGACCGCGGCCGCAAGCGCAAGAUCCUGAACCGCGCGUCCGUGUCCGAGAUGGUGGUGCCCUACGGCGAGCCCUCGCCCACGCACGACUGGCAGAACUACUUCGACGCCGGCGAGUACCAGUUCGGCCGCCUCGCCAACUCGCUCGUGCUGGGCUGCGACUGCCUCGGCAGUAUUCAGUACCUGGACGCGACGGUCGUCGACGACUUCUGCGAGCCGUUCGUGAUCAAGAACGCCAUCUGCAUGCACGAGGAGGACUUCGGCACGCUCUGGAAACACACCGACGUGCUCGCGUCGCCGCCCACGGGCACCGUGCGUCGCCAGCGUCGCUUCGUGGUCUCGUUCUUCGUGACGGUGGGCAACUACGACUACGGCUUCUACUGGUACUUCUACCUUGACGGCAGGAUCGAGUUGGAGUGCAAGGCCACGGGCAUCGUGUUCACCUCGGGGCGACCGGAGGGCGAGUACGAGUACGCGACCGAGAUGGCCCCGCGCCUCGGAGCGCCGUGCCACCAGCACCUGUUCUCGGCCCGUCUGGAUGUCGCCAUCGACGGCAACAAGUGCCAUGUCGACGAGCUGGAGGCCAAGCGCCUGCCGAUCAGCCCUGAUAACCCUCGUGGAAAUGCGUUCAUGCGGACGGCCACUCGGCUGAAGACUGAGAGCGACGCCCAGCGCGUGGCCGCGAUGGACAAGGGCCGGGUGUGGCGCAUCGCGUCGAGCGAGGCCAAGAACCGCCUCGGGCGCUCCACGGGCUACGCGCUCUUCCCGGAGGGUCAGCCGGUGCUCCUGGCUGCGGACGGGUCGUCGAUCUGGAAGCGAGCCAACUUCUCGACCAAGCACCUCUGGGUCACCAAGUACGCCCGCGACGAGCUGUGGGCAGCCGGGUACACGCCCAACCAGCACCCGGGCUUUGCCGGCCUGCCCAGCUACGUGAAGGGCAACCGGCCGGUCGACGGCGAGGACAUUGUGGUGUGGCACACGUUCGGCCUCACGCACUUCCCGCGCGUGGAGGACUGGCCCAUGAUGCCCGUGGACUACGCAGGCUUCAAGCUGAUCCCCGAGGGGUUCUUCGACCGCAACCCGACGCUGGAUGUGCCGGAAGACCCGAACGGCAAGGACAGCUCCGAUCUGCACGGGUGCUGCCACGCAGCGAAGGAGCCCGUGACGGAGCCGUAAGAAUAUUAAUGUGGGGGGUGUCUUGCCUAGGUUAUCGUAAAACAAAAGUCAAUGCAUUGAUCAAGUGGUCUUGUU
This is a messenger RNA of Phytophthora sojae, 3375 nucleotides long. RefSeq lists its product as hypothetical. The transcript has 4 exons. Gene Ontology annotation, molecular function: quinone binding; primary methylamine oxidase activity; nucleic acid binding. NCBI's taxonomy places the organism in Eukaryota, Oomycota, Peronosporomycetes, Peronosporales, Peronosporaceae. Gene Ontology annotation, biological process: amine metabolic process. The record is from RefSeq and is a predicted model, not a curated record. Bases 1 to 3300 code for a protein of 1099 amino acids.